AUGUCUGACGUCUGGGAAAGACGUUCCUCCACGGGGGAUGACGAGUGGGAUAAGCCCGACAGCCACAGCCUGCAGAAAGGCGACGCCGAUGGUUGGACCACCCCUCUGCAAGCUAAAGGCGACGACGAUGGUUGGGGCACCCCUCCGGAAGGUGACAGCAACCGCGAGAACAUGGAUCCUCACUCUACCGAGUUUGGGGAUGAGCCUUCUCCCACCCCAGGCGAGGGUGGAGACUUCGCGUGCCGCAAGUGUGGCGAGACUGGCCAUUUCGCUCGCCAGUGCCCGAAUGCCGAGGCCCAAAAGUGCUUCAACUGUGAUGAGCCAGGACAUAGCAAGGCAGAUUGCCCCAACCCUCCGAAGCCCCGCGCUUGCUUCAACUGUGGCGGAGAAGGACACAGUAAGGCCGAAUGCCCCAACCCUGCGAAGCCCCGGGCUUGCUUCAACUGCGGCGAAGAAGGACACAGCAAGGCCGAAUGCCCCAACCCGCGUGUCUUCAAGGGAGCCUGCCGUAUCUGCUCGCAGGAAGGCCACCCAGCCUCUGCUUGCCCCGAGAAGCCAGCCGACAUCUGCAAGAAUUGCCGCCAGGAAGGCCACCUCGCUAAGGAUUGCAAGGAGAACCGCAAGUUUGACCUGGGUCACAUUGCCGACCGCCUCCCGGAGGAGGCUUGGGCCAUGAUGAAGAAAGCGAGCGACGAGAAAGAUAUGGAUGACUUCCGCGAGGCUAUCCAAAUCUACACCAAGGCCGUCCCGGAGGCUACCUACGUGGACAUCGAAAAGAAGAUGCGCUCGGAGGAGUUCAAAACCCACCUCAUUGCUCUGACGAAGGAUCGCGAGGACAUCAUCAGCCUCAUUGACCUCCAGGGUCAGCUCGACCGUGAAUACGUUGUCGGUUACUUCUUCUCCGACAAGCCACAGCGUGCCAACCAUGAGGAGCGUUGGCCUAGUGAUGCCGAGGACAAUCUCGAGCGGUUGGCCAAUGCUGGGCUGCCGUAUGAUCGUCAGGUGAUCAAGUGCCGAAACUGCGGAGAACUGGGUCAUGGUUCCCGCGCUUGCAAGGAGGACCGUGUCGAGAUUGAGAAAACCGAGGUCAAGUGCAACAACUGCGGCACUGUCGGUCAUCGUGUUCGAGACUGCACCGAGAAGCGCCAGAGCAAGUACGGAUGCCGCAACUGCGGAGCUGAGGGACACGAUGCUCGUGACUGCCCCGAGCCACGCUCUGCAGGCGAUGUUGAGUGCCGUCGCUGCAAUGAAGUCGGCCACUUUGCGAAGGAUUGCCCCAACCAGACUGAGCGACCCCCUCGUACCUGCCGGAACUGCGGAUCUGAGGACCACAUUGCGCGUGAAUGUGAUCAGCCUCCCAACCCCGACCUCAUGGUUUGCCGUAACUGCGAGAAGACUGGACAUGCUGCUCGCGGCUGCCCCGAGCCCAAGGACUGGUCGAAGGUCAAGUGCAACCGUUGCGGAGAAAUGGGUCACACCGUGAAGCGCUGCCCCCAGCCUGAAGAGACUGAAGAUACUGGAUUCGGUAGAGCCGAUGCUGAGGAGGCAUCCUGGGGACAGGCUGAUGCUGGUGGCCAGGGUGACGACGUCGAGACCGUGCGCCAGGGCAUCGAGGAAUCUGCCAUCGCGGAAAACUCCUUCUGGUAA
This is a messenger RNA of Penicillium subrubescens, 1647 nucleotides long. RefSeq lists its product as uncharacterized. The record is from RefSeq and is a predicted model, not a curated record. Bases 1 to 1647 code for a protein of 548 amino acids. Gene Ontology annotation, biological process: positive regulation of cytoplasmic translation. The transcript is spliced from 15 exons. Gene Ontology annotation, molecular function: mRNA binding; single-stranded RNA binding; zinc ion binding. NCBI's taxonomy places the organism in Eukaryota, Fungi, Ascomycota, Eurotiomycetes, Eurotiales, Aspergillaceae. Gene Ontology annotation, cellular component: cytoplasm.